AUGGACGACCUCCGCGAGCAAGUGGAGCUGCUGGAGAGCAGCGCAAACCUCUCCACCAGCAUCGACCAUGUGCAGAGGGCGAUUGACAUGCUCACUGCGGCUCGCGCCAAGAUCGCAGCAGAUCCCAAGACGGCGCCCUUGACCCUCGCCAAACUCCAAGAUCCCUUCAAGAAGUCUUUGGACACGGUGCAGAAGGACCUCAAGCCAGUCUACGCCGGUCUCAACAAGUACGGCAAGGCACUCGACAAGAAAUUCAAGGACAAGCCCUUACCCUCCGCCGACAACGAUGCGCUAUCAUCGCACCCCUCGCUCAUCAACCGCGCUAUUGCUAUGCACCUCCUCCGCGAAGGCCAGUUCGACGUAGCAUCCACCUUUGUACAAGAAGCCAGCCGCCAGCCGCCACAUCCCGAGCCCACUCUCAACACACCGAACCCCUACAUUCGAGAAGCAUGGGAGAAGGAUCUCGCAGAGGGAACCUUCAACUCGGAGAAGCUGCAACAACAGUUCGCCGACAUGUACCACAUACUGCACCAACUGCGCAAUGAGCGGAAUCUGCAGCCGGCAAUACAGUGGGCGCGAGAGCGGAGCCAUGUCCUAGAAGCGCGUGGCAGCAACCUUGAAUUUGAGCUGUGUCGCUUGCAGUUUGUCUGUCUGUUCGACUCGCGUGGCAGCCAAGACGAAGCAAUGGACGACUACGAUAGUCCCAGCGGUCCCCUGCAUGCCUGGGCAUACGCACGUCGCGAGUUUGCUCCCUUCCAGAGACGGUACCAGAGAGAAAUUCAACAACUGCUAGGUGCAAUGGCCUUCUGGCAGAACGUUGAAGACUCGCCAUACCGCCGCCUCUUCUACAACGACAGUGCCUGGGAAGAAGUAGCACACUCAUUCAACCGCGAGUUCUGCUCCUUGCUCGGUCUGAGCGCCGACUCACCCCUCUUUAUUGCCGCGACGGCUGGCGCAAUAGCACUCCCUUACCUCCUCAAGAUGCAGUCCAUCAUGAAGGAGAAGCGCACCGAAUGGACGACCCAAGACGAACUACCCGUUGAGAUACCACUACCGAGCCAAUACCACUUCCACAGCAUCUUUGUGUGCCCAGUAUCCAAAGAGCAGAGCACUGAUGCAAACCCGCCCAUGAUGAUGCCUUGUGGCCAUGUCAUUGCACAGGAAUCACUUGAGAAGCUCAGCAAAGGAUCGCGCUUCAAGUGUCCAUACUGCCCAAACGAAAGUCAUCCGCGAGAUGCAAUCAAAGUCGUGCUGUAG
This is a messenger RNA of Alternaria burnsii, 1257 nucleotides long. RefSeq lists its product as uncharacterized. Bases 1 to 1257 code for a protein of 418 amino acids. Lineage: Eukaryota; Fungi; Ascomycota; Dothideomycetes; Pleosporales; Pleosporaceae. The record is from RefSeq and is a predicted model, not a curated record. The transcript has 3 exons. Gene Ontology annotation, cellular component: GID complex; nucleus; cytoplasm. Gene Ontology annotation, molecular function: ubiquitin protein ligase activity; protein binding. Gene Ontology annotation, biological process: proteasome-mediated ubiquitin-dependent protein catabolic process.